AUGAAGUCCCCACCGAAAGGGAUGCUGUCGCUUGGUAUCGCCUUGGUCGCGUUGCUGCUGCUGUUGCCUCCCGAAGGUGAAACGUUCAAUCUUUCCCCGGUGCCGAGCUACGUGUUCCGGGAACCAAACUUGGGGUUGCAUAUGGAAAAAGUACGCAGCUCGUACUUUGGAUAUUCGCUUAAUCUGCGCCCUGGAGGUGUAAUUGUCGGUGCACCGAGAGCGCAAUCGGAUUUGGCGGCACAGCGCAAGGUGAACGAGACUGGCGCCAUCUAUCGUUGUCGCUUUACGGACGGUGAAUGUGGUCCGUACUACUUUGAUAAGCUAGGCAACACGAACGCCGAACAGUCGGACUUUGCGUACAACUCGGAGAAGAAGGACUUUCAGAUGCUGGGCGCAACCAUGGAUGGACAUGGGGCCGACGGCGAUCGGUUUGUUGUUUGUGCACCGAAGACGAUCAGUGAGCUGGUCGAUUACUAUCUGCUGCACGGCAUUUGCUACGUUACGGACGGUACCGAACAGGACCAGGAACCGAAAGACAUUCGAAAGAUCAUACCGUUGCGUGCGAAAGAUAAACAGCUGCACAAGGAUCCGUACGGACAGUACUACAACUACAUGUACGGUGAGCAGGGCAUUAGCGUGCAUGUGACCGACGAUGGGGAGGAGAUACUGAUCGGAGCACCGGGAGUCUUUAACUGGCGCGGUACGGUGGUGCGAUAUAGACGACGCUUCAACGAAGAUAUGGGUGGCCUCAGCCGGCGCGACGAUUGGUUGGCUCAGCAUCGUCCAACCAAUCGACACAGGCGCCAGAUCAUUCAGUACGUCAGUGAUGUGCCGAAUCCGUACUUUAGCAACUUAACGGAUGAUUCGUACUUCGGAUAUGCCGUCGGGUCGGGAGAUUUUCGGGGCGACCGGAAGACUCUUUACGUGGCGAGUGCUCCACAAUCGAACGGACAGGUGGGCAGUGUGUUUAUAUUCGACAUCAUCAACGCAGAUUCGUUCCUGGAAACGCAGAUCAAGGUACGGUACACCUUUCCCGGCCGGCAGCAGGGUGAGUACUUUGGGUAUGCGCUACUGGCCGAAGAUUUCAAUGGCGAUGGGUUCGCGGAUCUUGCCAUCUCGGCACCGAUGCAUAGCCGAUCGGGUGAUUAUGACAGUGGCGUUGUGUACGUAUACUGGAACGAGGGCGAACUGAACUUUCAGCUGCAGGGAAUGCUGGCCGGCAAUCAUGAAGUUGCAGGUCGGUUUGGUACAAGUCUCGGAAGAAUUGGUGAUAUUAACAUGGACGGAUAUAAUGACCUUGCUGUUGGUGCUCCUUUCGAGGGUAACGGUGCCGUGUACAUCUUCCUCGGCUCGGCGGACGGACUUCAGCCGAAACCAAGUCAACGGUUAACGCCACCAACGAAUGAGUUGCUCUCACCUCAACCGAUGUUUGGUUUCGCACUGUCACGGGGCAGCGACAUCGAUGCUAAUGGUUACAAGGAUCUUGCCGUCGGAUCACCGAAUGACGAGAAGGUGUACGUUUACCGGACGUAUCCGGUCGUGCGUGUCGAGGCGGAAGUUACCUCGUCCAAGCGGGAACUCACACUAGACGACACAACGUUCGAUCUGUCCAUCUGUAUGAGUGCAAUGUUCGUCGGCGGACAACCGUUCGAUGUGCAGCUCAGCUACGAGCUUAGCGUAGAUGCGCAGGUUGGCCGUGUAACACUGCCCGGUGUUGGUGGUAAUAGACGCAACGAAACUAUCACCGUCGCCGGUACGAAUGAAUGUCGCCGGUUCGAUGUGCGUCUGAAGGCUACAGCCGCUAGCAUCUAUAAGCCGGUGUUCGUGGAGCUGUCGUACGAACUGGUACGUCAGCUUCCAGCAGCCGACGGGGAUGAUACUACUUUCUGUGCCUCGUGUGCGCUGCUAGACCCAACUGUGCCGAAUCGGGUGAUUCAAAAGAUUUCCUUCAAGACGGGCUGCCAAGGAGAGGUGUGCGUGUCCGAUUUACGCCUGUCCGCCCGUUGGUUAGACAUUACGCCUGUUUACGUACUUGGCAGUACGAAGAAAGCAUCACUAGAGUUCGAGGUGUACAAUGCGGGGGAGAAUGCGUACCUGCCUCAGCUGAACGUAACACUCACACCGGCCCGUUUGACACUGGCCAAGCUGACAUCGGAGUGCCAGCAAAAGAUCACAGAGGAAGGAGUUAAUGUACUGUGCGAUCUCAAUAAUGGUUUACCGCUGAAGGCAUCCUACACCUCCCGGUACACUCUCAUCCUCGAUAUGACAAAGCUGGAAGGUACCAGUGCCGAGAUUAAGGCGGAAGCGAUGAGCUCCAGCGAAGAAUCCGUGCAGGAGGAUAACUUCCUCGAGCAGGUGCUUACACUGCAGGAGUUUAGCGAUAUCGAGAUUAUUGGCAAAACAUCAACAUCUGAGGUGUUCCUGGAACAGCAAAGCGGACUACACAACAUCACGUACGAGAUACAGGUACACAGCAAUGGACCUAGCACGUUCCGGCGGCUGGAGUUUACGCUGGAUGUACCGCUGGUGUAUCACAAGCCAAGCUCCGGAAAAUCGUUCAAGAUCAUUAACUUUAACGACAUGGUCGUGACCGGUUAUUACAACUACAAAACGCUCGACUACACCUGGACGCAGAACGAUACCAUCCUGCUGCCGAAUCCGAUCGAACACGAUCAUAUCCGUCCGCCGACUGUAGGCGUUGAAGAUAUGCACCGACUGCCGUCCGAUUUUGAUCUCCUCUCUGGUGGUGGAAUUGCUAGUGCAGGAAUCGGCGGCCUUGCCGGUGAAAAUCAGCCUCAUGCUUAUGAUCCAGCUAUGGCAGGUAUGCAUCGCCGCCGUCGACGUGAAAGCGGUUCCCAGGAACAAUCCUACAACCGAUACACGGGGCAGUUGUCAGGCCAUUCGCGUGUACGUCGCAGUCUGUCGAAGGUGAACGAUGCCACGGUAGAGGCUCUGCCAGGAAACCGUACGCUGUUUUUCAACUGCGCUGAGGAGGAUUCUUUCAUCGAGUGUGCCCGUCUGAAUGUGGCGGUAGACAUCUUCCGCCCGACAAACGUGCCCAUCAUAAUAACGCUCCACUUCCAGCUCGAUCUGGAUGCCAUUAGUGAAGCGUUUCUCGAGCGUGAAGACAUCUUUGCGCUGACGAUGUUGGCUGACGUGCACAAGACGGGCGACCCGGACGGUAUCACAUUCCGGCAGGUCCGUAGCAAUCCCCACACGGUGGUGUAUCGUUAUUCGGACGGUAGUACCCCUAUCUGGGUGAUUAUUGUAUCGGUACUCGGCGGACUGUUGCUGGUUGCCGCGAUCACGUACGGUUUGUACCGAGCCGGGUUCUUCAAACGCAAACGCAAGGAAGAAAUUGAGAAACUGCAUCGAGAGAGCGCACGUCUCAACGAGCCGGAACAGGUAAAUCAAUCACCGGCGGAAGUUACCACUGAACUGAACUGA
Messenger RNA from Anopheles marshallii, 3447 nucleotides. Its product is annotated as integrin alpha-PS3-like. Gene Ontology annotation, molecular function: integrin binding. The record is from RefSeq and is a predicted model, not a curated record. Gene Ontology annotation, cellular component: integrin complex; external side of plasma membrane. Lineage: Eukaryota; Metazoa; Arthropoda; Insecta; Diptera; Culicidae. Bases 1 to 3447 code for a protein of 1148 amino acids. Gene Ontology annotation, biological process: integrin-mediated signaling pathway; cell-cell adhesion; cell adhesion mediated by integrin. The transcript has 6 exons.